GUGGAGAAUUUCACGGCCGGUGCCAAUUGGUCCUCUUAAUACUUUUCAUUCAUCAAUCAAACUUGCAAUCGAUUGGGUGUGAGUUCGGAGAGACGAAUGCCGGUCAAGGUCUCGACGAAGCGAGUUGGCUGGCGUGUGCAUGUAAAGGCGUCCGCAAGAAAGCAAUAGCAGCUUCGUCAAAAGAGCUACUGCUACUUCUCCAGGCAUCCAUGGGAGCAGCGUCGCUUCUCCGGCGCCACAGCGGUUUCCUCCUUCUCCUGCUGCUUCUCGCCGCCGGCGCUUCCGGUGCCGCGGCGCAGGUAGUGGUGGACGUGGGCGUGAUCUUGGACAGGACGACAUGGGUGGGGAACAUCAGCUGGACCUCCAUCGAGCUGGCUCUGGACGAGUUCUAUGCUGACCCGCGCUACGCCCGCUACAGAACCAGGCUCAAGCUCCACCUCAGGGACACCGGGCCCGACGCCAUCGACGCCGCGGCCGCAGGUCUCGAUCUACUGAAAAAUGUCGGAGUGCAAGCGAUUGUUGGACCGCAGACGUCAAGUCAGGCUAAAUUUAUUGCAGAGCUUGGGAAGAAAUCAACGGUUCCCGUCAUUUCAUUCUCUGCAGAUUGUCCGUCUCAGUUCGGACAAAAUCCAUACUUCAUCCGGACGGCAUGGAAUGAUUCCUCCCAAGCAGAAGCUAUCGCCUCACUUGUUGAGAAACACAAUUGGAGGGAAGUUGUGCCUGUCUUUGAGGAUGACGAUUCCAAUACCAGAUUCAUACCUGACCUUGUUGACGCCCUCAGACAAGUAGACACUCGUGUUUCAUACAGGUGUAAGAUCCAUCCUUCAGAUACAGAGGAUGAUAUGAGGAGAGCUAUCUCAAACUUAAAACUCAAUUGGACAACUGUGUUUGUUGUGCGUAUGUCGCAUGCAUUAGCCCUCAAGUUUUUCAAUCUCGCUAAGGAUGAGGGAAUGAUGGGCCAGGGCUAUGUCUGGAUUACCGCGUAUGGCUUGACAGAUAUCUUUGAUGUGGUUGGGUCUCCUGCUCUUGAUGUGAUGCAAGGAGUCCUUGGGGUCAAACCUCAUGUUCAAGAUACUGUGGAAGUUCAAAACUUUAGACAGAGAUGGCGCAACAAGUACCGAUCAGAAAAUCGAGGCACCUCAUUAAGUGAGCCCACAGUGUCUGGCCUCUAUGCUUAUGAUACCAUAUGGGCAAUAGCAUUAGCAGCAGAGAAGGCUGGAUAUGUGAAUGCAGACUUCCAGCCGUCUGUAAGAAACAACGGGUCCACUGACUUUGACAGAAUAGAUACUUCAGAGGGUGCUGAAAAACUGCGAGAUGCACUCCUGAAGGUCAAUUUUUCGGGUAUGAGUGGGAAAUUUCAGAUCAAAGAUAUGCAGUUAGUAUCAGUAAAUUACACGAUAAUCAACAUUGUUGAUCAGAAGAGAAGAUUGGUUGGCUUCUGGACUCCGAGAUCUGGCAUCUCUGGUAGUCUAAAUACAAAGGUUGAUCUUGACACCAUCAUAUGGCCAGGAUAUAAUAAAGCUGCACCUAGAGGUUGGCUAUUUCCAGUGAAUAAAACUCUCCAAAUUGCUGUACCUGUGAAGGCUGGAUUUGAUGAAUUUGUAAGAUUUGAAAAUGGCAAAGCUAUGGGUUUCUGCAUCGAUGUGUUUGAGGCGGUAGUUCAAUCAUUGCCCUAUGAUGUACCCCGUAACUAUGUGCAGUUCAGAGACGAGACAGGACAUAGUAAAGGAACCUAUGACGACCUAGUUUACAGUGUUUAUCUUGAGGAAUAUGAUGCAGUGGCAGGUGAUAUAACAAUCUUGGCCAAUCGUUCUUUAUAUGUGGACUUCACUCUUCCUUACACAGAGUCAGGGGUGCGCAUGCUGGUUCCGGUCCUGGACCGGAGAAAGAAGACUGCAUGGACAUUCCUUAAGCCUUUGACCACCGACCUAUGGUUAGGAACUGGGGCCUUCUUUUUCUUCACAGGUUUUGUAGUCUGGUGUAUUGAGCAUAGAACAAAUCAAGACUUCAGAGGCCCCCCAGCAAGUCAGAUUGGAUCUGUCUUGUACUUCUCCUUCUCAACUCUUGUGUUUGCUCAUAGGGAGAAGAUCGUGAACAACUUAUCAAGAAUUGUAGUUGUUGUUUGGCUUUUCGUGGUGCUGAUAGUGCAGCAGAGUUACACUGCAAGUUUAAGCUCAAUUCUCACAGUGGAACAACUUCAGCCAACAGUCACCAAUCUGGAAGAAAUUAUCAGGAACGGGAGCUAUGUUGGCUACCUCAACGAUUCUUUCUUGCCCAUGCUUUUGAAAAGGUUGAAAAUUGAUGAAUCAAAGGUGAUUCCUUUCGAUUCCCCUGAGGAAUACAAUGAGGCCUUGUCAUCUGGGAGAGUUGCCGUCAUUGUUGAUGAGAUACCAUACCUUAAGGUGUUCCUUAAAAAGUAUUGCCGAGACUACACUAUGGUUGGACCAACCUACAAGUUUGAUGGAUUUGGUUAUGCAUUCACUCGAGGCUCUCCACUCACAUCUGAUAUCUCGAGGGGAAUACUGAAAUUUGCAUCAAAUGGGACCAUGGAUGAGCUGCAGAAAGAUUUAUAUGGCCCUACGUCAUGCCCCGACAAAGAUGACUCCCAAACUUCAAGCAGCCUUACACUUAACAGCUUCAAGGGAUUGUUCAUCAUCACUGGAGCAUCUUCAAUGCUGGCACUAAUCCUGCACAUUGUCAUCACCGUUUAUACUCACCGACAUGAUUUUAACAGUGACAGCAGUCAUAGUUCAUGGCGCACAUGGCUUGCCAUUCUCUUGAAGAUCUUCCACGAGAGCGAUAGUCCUUCUAAUACUCCAGUUAAAGAUGAGCCCGCAAUGGCAAAUGUUGGUGGUACAGUUGAGAGCCCAGCCAGCCCACCAGAUUCAGACACAGAUACAGGAAGCCCACCUAAUCACAUUAUCACGAACCUGGAUUCAUACACAGAUACAGGAAGCCCACCAGACGUAGGAACACCAGGUCGAGAAGUUGCCGUUCAGGACGCAAAACCACUGUCAUUUGCGUACAUGCAUUCUGGGAGUGGGCAUAGUGGAGUAGCUUCUUUAUCUCGCAGCGGGAGCUCAAUCCGCAGGAGACAGAUAAGCAUGGAAUGAACAACUAGAUGAGCGCAUUAACUACUGAUCCCUGCAACUAUUUUAUUCAUUUAGCUGUCGAUAUAUAUAUUUAAGAUUUACAGUAUCUCUUUUGAACGCGUUAGCUUGAUGUAAGGCAUUGCCAGAUUAGCAAUUAACGCAAGUUAUGAGGAGCUAGUGAUCUGGAGCUCGUGGUUCCGAAAAAACAUGCAAAUUACUACUGGCCUGUUUCUUCAUUUCCGCAUGCCGCAAAAUUCCAUCAAACUGCCAAAUUCCGUAGUAUUGUAAGUUGGGGGGACCUGAUGCUGUUCUCCAGGACUACUGUUGUUUACUGCUGAUCUCUCUUCUCUAGCAUUCUGGCACUGUUACUGUAUGUUUGAUGAUAGCAACUGGUAAGGCACUUGAAAUGAAACGUUCCAUU
Molecule: messenger RNA, 3513 nt
Organism: Lolium rigidum
Lineage: Eukaryota; Viridiplantae; Streptophyta; Magnoliopsida; Poales; Poaceae
Product: glutamate receptor 2.9-like
Exons: 4
Coding region: 210-3113 (967 amino acids)
Cellular component (GO): plasma membrane
Molecular function (GO): glutamate-gated receptor activity
Source: RefSeq, a predicted model, not a curated record